GGAAACGGAGAGAGACACCCCCCUCCUCCCCCGUCCACCCCCAUCCUCUCGUCAGGGAUGGAUGAUGCUAAGCACCGCCGACUGCUCUCCUAUUAACAACCAGAGAGCAACUGGGCCGGUUCCAGUGAGCAGAUGUUCCCCGGCAGGAUGACUCUGAGCCCGCCCGGACCGCCGUGCGGACCGCCGGAGGAGCUGCAGGAGCUGGCCUUCAUCGAGCGGCCGAUCCGCAGGAGUCUCAAGACCGCAGAGGAGAUCGAUCAGCUGACUGUGGAUGAAGACCUGAACGAUGUGGAGAGAGCUGUAUACCUGCUCAGUGUGGGUCAGGAGGUCCAGAGAGCUAGCGUCAUCAGCAACCUGCCAAGUCUUGUCCGUCAGAACCCAGCUGAGACUUUUCGUCGAGUUGUACCAAAAGUUCGGGAGGUCUUGAAUGGAGCCGGUGCUGAAAUCCAGCUCGCAGCAGCAACCUCAUUUUUAACCAUCCUGCAGGAUGACAUCAUUCUGAUCCACACACACACCUACUCUAUCCUGAAGACUGUGCUGCUUCACCUGAACCACAGAGAUGCAGUGGUGAGCAGUGCCUGGUUGGAGACUCUGCUGUCGGCCAUCAAUGCUCUCCCCAAAGAGACCAUCAAACAGGAGGUGCUGAACCCUCUGCUCUAUCAAAGUCAGCUGUCUCACUCCGUUCAGGCCCGUCUAGCUGCCUGUCGCAUUUUAGGAAAAGCUUCCUGCAAGUUUGAUUCUCUCAUAGUGAAAAAGGAGCUGCUGCCAUUGGCCCGUUCUUUGUGUCGAGAUGUAGAAUCAGAGGUCCGAGUCUGCAUGUGCCAUCAUCUGGAGAGCAUGGCCAGAACCAUUGGGGUGGAUGACACCAGAGCCGAGCUCCUUCCAGAGCUGCUGGAGCUUGCUGGGGAUGAGGAGAGCAGUGUUCGACUGGCUGCCUUUGACAGCAUCAUCAGCCUGAUGGAGAUGAUGGAUGGCGAUGACCGACUUCACCUGUUGGUUCCCUUGGUGAUGUCGGCAUGCGAUGCUUCGUCACAGGUGGACGAGGGUGUAAUGGUGUCACUGUCAUUCCAGUUUGGAAAACUUUGUAGUGGACUGGCAGGUUUCCUGUCAGAUGAGCAGAAGCGGCUGUUACUGCAGAAGUUUCAGGUUCUUUGUAUCACCGGACUGCCAACUGAAGAAAAUAGGAUGGAUGUUAGCGAGUCCACAUUGAUCCGGUGUAACUGCUGCUACAACCUACCGGCAAUGGUGGCAUUUGUGGACCCCUCCCACUUCCUGUCUGAUCUCUACCCACCAUUCUCAAGUCUUUGCAGUGACCCAGAGGUCAGCGUUCGCCGAAGUGUAGCAGCCAGCUUCCACCAGGUGGUGAAGCUGCUCGGGUCUAAUGUCCAUGUGAUUCACAAAGAGCUGCUGUUGCUACUCCAAGACAGUGCUCUGGAGGUUCUGGAUGCUCUGAUGAACCACCUAGAUGAAAUUCUGGAGGUGGUCCUGUCCAGAGGAGACAAUCUAAUGCUGGACAACAAGCUCCCAGAGCUGCUGUCUGCACUGCUGUCAGCUGAACAGCAGGUUGGAUCUUCUCUCCGUUGGCGGCUCCAUGAGAAGCUGUUGCAUCGCUACAGCUGCCUAUCCAGGCUGCUGCCUGGAGAACUGCUGCACCAAACCUUCUCUGCUCGGAUCUUCAUCAUUCUCACCACCAACAAAGUGUUACCGGUACAGAAAGAGGCGGCUCGGACCUUCUGCACAUUCUUGCGAUACAACCGUAAGCAGGAGCAGCGUCAGGAGAUGAUGGAGCGAUUAAUCCAAGAUCUAGCUCAAGGUCGCAGCUACUGGAACCGUCUGAGGUUCCUCGAUGUUUGUGAAAUUGCCACAGAGAUUUUCUCUAGAAAAUACUUCAACAAACACUUCCUCAUCCCAGCGCUGGAACUGGUCGAUGACCCUGUCGCCAAUGUCAGGUAUAAGCUUUGUCAGCUGUUGCCUUGGUUACGUUCGUCCCUCCGGCUGCCAGCUGACAAACUGCUGCUGCAGAAACUCGAUUUCUGUGUCCAGAAAUUUCUCUGUCGAGAGAAAGACAAAGAUGUUGUGGCCAUGAUCCGCAAGACAGUGUUGGAACUGGACAAACUGGAUCUGUCUGAGCCUGUAAGGAGCUGGUUCACGAACACCCGAACUAUGAAUACGUCGGCUCCACGUCUGUUCCUCACCUUGAUGUGUUGUGUUUGUCCACAGUUUCAUAUGAGACAUGAGUGGGACCUGCUGGACCAGAAGAAGGAGAAGGAGGAGAUGCUGCUGCUGGAGAUGGAACAGCUGGAGCGGCAGCAGAAUGAUGGAAAGCUCGGCUCUGACAAACACAUGGAAAGAAAACGAAGGGACAGUAAAACCAGUCUGUCCUCUACAAAGUCCAUGUCUGUGUCGUCGUCAACAGGAAGCUCAUCCUCCGGUAAAGAGAUGAGGAAGGCUAAACUGUCUCGGAGUCGGUCCCUCAGCAGCCAGCCAACAUCGUCUAAACCCAUGAACUCGGACAGACCUCUGAAGGCCAAAGAUCUUGGCAGUUCUUCAGGCCUCGGGAAAGCCACCAGAGAUGACUUAGUGAGGACCCACUUCACCCUGACAACCCAGUCCACCUCUUCCAUGCCGGUUCUGAUCCGAAGCAAAACCACCAGCCUCCUGGACCAGGCCAGUAUGCUGGAGCAGAGAGACCACAGAACCAGCACACUUGACCACAAGACUAGUAACAGAGACCACAGGAACAAUAUGAUGGAGCACAGAACCAGUUCCCUGGAAGAGAGAGAGCACAGAACCAGCACUCCGGAACACAGGGAUCACAGAACCAGCACCUUGGGUCAGCGCAGUAAGACGAUGGAGCGUGGCUGUGGGAUGAAGGACAGUCAGUCCAGGAAGCUGUCCGUAAACAGGAAGUCCAGCUCUUUCCAGUCAGAACGAGACUGAAGAUGAUGAUGUCAUCACUUCUACAUCCGGCCAUCAUCAGCCAAUCAGCUGCCUGAAAGCAGUUUCAGGAUGACACCCAGAAUGCAGCAUGGCAUCAACAGAAGCAGUGGACUCUGAUGCUAACCGAACCUACUGAGCACUGUGUAUUCUAACCAUCUCAUCACUUCAUUUGAUUGGUUGAGGUAACCUCACCUUCAGGUUGUUGGUGUGAUCUUAUUGGACAGUGAUCAUAGCGGGCAACCAAAGAUGAGUUUAACGCCGUCAGAUGGAAAAAUUAUUUUAAAAUAAAAAACAGAAUGAAAACCA
Molecule: messenger RNA, 3246 nt
Organism: Girardinichthys multiradiatus
Lineage: Eukaryota; Metazoa; Chordata; Actinopteri; Cyprinodontiformes; Goodeidae
Gene: ppp4r4
Product: protein phosphatase 4, regulatory subunit 4
Exons: 24
Coding region: 133-2940 (935 amino acids)
Cellular component (GO): cytosol; protein serine/threonine phosphatase complex
Molecular function (GO): protein phosphatase regulator activity; protein binding
Source: RefSeq, a predicted model, not a curated record